UUUGAUAUUUUCAGAUACCGAAACAUGCACCCGGACAUCAUGACGCGGAUCGUUCUUUUCCUGCAUAUCGCCAUUCUUUUCAACUUUUGUUAUGGAGAAGGUUAUGGUAUCAAUAGGAGUAUGACUAGAAAGUACCCAGUCCGUAGGGCCAUAAACCUCCUCACACACUAUAGAGGUUCGCAAUCUUAUUCUAAUCCCGCAUAUCGUACAUCAUCAUUAACAGGAUACGGUAACAAAUAUAUUGGAAAAGGAUUUGCUACCCCAGUUGGAUUUGCUCCAAGAUACGGAGGUGGCUUCAAUAGUAGAUCUUAUGGUGUUGGAAUGCCUAAUAGGAAAUAUGGAGCUGGUUAUGGUAAACUUUUCGGCGGGAACGUCUAUGGUUAUGGUGGUUCAAAAAGUAUUAAAGGAUUAAACUUUCACAGAUCCACCAAAAUAUAUAGGGGAUAUGGGAAAACAUAUACAGGAUGAUGAAACAUACCAUGCCUUUAAAAAAACUUAAUAUAACUCAAAUAACUGGAAUUAUAUAGACAAGAAACGACAUAGUUUUCUCUGCAGAAGAUAAGAAAGUUAAAGUUACAAUCAGGUUUCAUGAAAUUGUAUUGGCCUAUAAUUGUAUGUCGAUAUUUCUUGAACAUGUUCAGAUGAUGUAAAAAGACAUAUAACAGAUGUAUUAAUUUUCAUAUUUUUAUUAAA
This is a messenger RNA of Mytilus trossulus (common blue mussel), 693 nucleotides long. Its product is annotated as peroxisomal membrane protein PEX13-like. NCBI's taxonomy places the organism in Eukaryota, Metazoa, Mollusca, Bivalvia, Mytilida, Mytilidae. The record is from RefSeq and is a predicted model, not a curated record. Bases 25 to 468 code for a protein of 147 amino acids. The transcript has 2 exons.